Molecule: messenger RNA, 1135 nt
Organism: Pyrus x bretschneideri (Chinese white pear)
Lineage: Eukaryota; Viridiplantae; Streptophyta; Magnoliopsida; Rosales; Rosaceae
Product: translin
Exons: 7
Coding region: 47-937 (296 amino acids)
Biological process (GO): RNA metabolic process
Cellular component (GO): nucleus; cytoplasm
Molecular function (GO): single-stranded DNA binding; sequence-specific DNA binding; RNA binding
Source: RefSeq, a predicted model, not a curated record
CCAUGAACAGCACAAAACCCCCCAACAAAGUAAAUAGACCGAGACUAUGAAGGCAGCGUUUCGAAGCGCCCACUCUUUCUUCCGGUCCCUAAACCCUAACCCUCACCUCACCUCGCUUCUCCUCCCUCUCCGUCUCACACUCCUCACCCCUCCCUCACCUCCGUCCCUGAGACCCCAAACAUUUCCCUCCCUCUCCGCCACUCUCUCCUCCGCGUCGAUGCCUGGCGGCGAACCCCUCACGCCUCCCCCGCUGGAGAAGCAGUUCGAUGACUUCCGAGCUCAGCUCGAAGAGUCCGGGACCUUGCGCGAGCGCAUUCGAGCUGUGGUUAUGGAGAUCGAGUCCACCACAAGGCUCAUGCACUCCGGCCUCCUCCUAGUUCACCAGUCUCGCUCCACUCCCGCAGAGGUUUUGGAGAAGCCGAAGGGACAGAUUGGCGUGCUGAAGGAGCUCUACAAUCGGCUCGCUGAAGUUGUGCGUGGUUCUCCUGGGCAGUACUAUAGAUAUCAUGGUGACUGGAGGACUGAGACGCAAACUGUGGUUUCACUGCUUGCGUUUAUUCACUGGUUGGAGACCGGGACUCUUUUGUUGCACACUGAAGCUGAAGAAAAACUUGGAUUGAACGAUUCAGAAUUUUGUCUGGAUGUUGAAGACUAUCUUGUUGGUAUUUGUUUCAUGUCCAAUGAAUUGCCGAGGUACGUGGUUAACCAAGUGACUGCUGGGGACUAUGACUGUCCAAGAAAGGUGCUUAAGUUUUUGACAGAUCUUCAUGCAGCCUUCCGUAUGCUUAAUCUCCGGAAUGACUUUUUGCGCAAGAAAUUUGAUGGUAUGAAGUAUGACCUGAGAAGGGUUGAAGAAGUUCACUACGAUGUUAAGAUCAGAGGCUUGACAGCCAAUGGUGCUCCUGUAGAAGACCAAGGACCCCAAGGACCGCCAUAGAUUGCAAAAGGUGUAUACUUCCUCUUCGUUUUCCAGGGAGACGGAUGGCCCAAGAGGAGGGUUUCGUGUCAUAUACUGCAGUCGAAUUUGUAAGGCUUAGAAUGGUGCCUUGCUUCUGGUGUCAUGUUUUUUACUUCUGUGUAAUCCGAAAACAAUGAAACAACGUCGAGGAACAAUGAAGGUUUAGAUUUGAGAGUC